GAUUCAUUGUUUUGUUUGAGUUGAAUUAAUUUUAGUUUAAUGCUCAGCAAUUGCAGUCUGCUUUUAUUAUUUAUUUUAUAACUUUGCUUUCAACAUAAUGCCAAAUUUUGUGAUAACCAUAAACGUAUUAACAUUGAAUAUAUGGGGUAUACCGAUUAUAUCAAGUGAUAGAGAAACUAGAGUAUAUGGGAUUUGUGAUGAAUUAAGUUCAGGUAAAUAUGAUAUCGUAUCACUACAGGAAGUUUGGUCAAAAUCAGACUCUGAACUGAUUGUGCAGCGAACAAAAACUGUUCUUCCAUAUGCUCAUUACUUUUAUAGUGGUGUUAUGGGAGCGGGGUUACUUGUUCUUUCGAAACAUCCAAUUGUUUCUGCCUUUUUUCACGCUUGGUCUGUUAACGGGUACUUCCAUCGCAUACAGCAUGCAGAUUGGUUUGGUGGGAAAGGAGUUGGACUGUGCAAAAUAAAGAUUGGAGGUCACGUGAUUCAUCUCUAUAAUGCACAUUUACAUGCUGAAUAUGAUAGUAUAAAUGACGAUUAUAAAACUCAUCGCGUCAUACAAGCUUUUGAUACCGCACAAUUUAUUGAAGCAACGCGCGGAAAUUCAAUUCUGCAAAUACUAGCGGGUGAUUUAAAUACACAACCUCAAGACAUAUCAUACAAUGUUCUCUUACAAAUAUCCAAUAUGUUCGAUAGUUGUUCUUCGGAUACUGUAGCUACUAAUGAAUGCAAUCGGAAUUCUUAUACAUCCAAACAUUCUCUUGCUCAUAAUCCCCUUGGAAUUCGAAUUGAUCAUAUAUUUGUACGCAGUGCUGAGCGAGUGGAAACAACGGUUUUAGAGUACGGUUUAGCUUUUCCAGAUCGUGUACCAGGUCAUAAAUUCAGCUUCUCAGAUCAUGAAGCUAUAUCGACGAAAUUGCAAAUUAAUUUACGAAAUAAUGCUAUGGACUUCGAUAGCAACACGAAAAAUUGUUACAAUACUGAUAUUAGUACAACACAUUUAAAUAUACAAAAAAUAUAUACCAAACCAAUAUGCAGUGAAGCAAUAUCCAAACGUAUUUCUCUGCUACAAGAGUCCAUAGAAUUGUGUUCGACAUCACUGAAACAUUUAAAAACAGAUCGUAUAUAUUAUUACUUAGGUGCAUUUAUACUAACUUUUAUUUUAGUGGGAAUAGUUGAAUUUUUUGUGCCAAGUAAAAUAAUGUAUUUAUGGAUAAAAUUCCUAUUCUUUGGUGCAAUCUUGUUUUGCACAUUUAUGGGUUCUAUUUGGAAUGAAAUUGAGCGAAAUGGUGUAUUGUCAGGUAAGACAGCAAUGGAAAUAAUGCUACGUGAUAUAACUCAGCCUGUGGAAUAAUAAAUUAUCAACAUUUAUUUGUUAAAAAAAGCUCAAUAACUUUUAAAAUCAUAUGAAAUAUAUGAGAAAUAUAUUGUAUCACAUCAUUUACAUGUUAAUAAAAUUGAAAUUUUGUUCUAAUAAGGUAUUCUCACAAAUUGUUGUAGGCCUUGAUAAUGCGAAUUCCUUAAGUGGCAAUCAAAUAAAAAUUGGAUGCACAUCAACAAAAAAAAAAAAUAAGGAAUUAUGUGUUAACGA
Teleopsis dalmanni is the source of this 1588-nucleotide messenger RNA. RefSeq names its product putative neutral sphingomyelinase (gene nSMase). Gene Ontology annotation, molecular function: sphingomyelin phosphodiesterase activity. The transcript is spliced from 5 exons. Gene Ontology annotation, cellular component: cytoplasm. Lineage: Eukaryota; Metazoa; Arthropoda; Insecta; Diptera; Diopsidae. The record is from RefSeq and is a predicted model, not a curated record. The coding region runs from base 98 to 1351 and encodes 417 amino acids.